UCGAAGCUUGAAAUUUGUUGAAGGGCAGAGGCCAUCUCAUCGCAGAUACGCUGCUGUUUUUGAAGUAAUUGUCUGUGAUGUAGUUCUGUUCAGUGAUUCCAAUUGACAUUUUUGAAAUUGUAACUAUUAAGUUGGGUAGUGGUGAGCAAAAGUAAUCAAAAUGCCCGAUGGCAAAGAAAAUAAGGACGGCAGCAAAAUGUACGAGAACUUCAAAGGUGGAAAUGGAAAGUGUUUCCCGGAAAUAAGAGCUGGUGGUGACUGUCCUGUUUCACCUCUGGAACUGCUUCAAACUUCUGUUGCCCAAUCAGAAAUUUCAUUUGGUUGUCCACCUGUUUUGAGAGACAUCUCCAAUAAUUCACCAGUUACAUCGCAAAGUACAUCUCCAGGUGAUGUGAGCAGGGUAGUUGCUGAUCCGUGCAGUAGCUCGGAUACAGAAGGUGAAGUAAGCCUCUCUGAUGGCUUAAGAUUGAGAAGACUGUGGGUGACUGAGAAAGAUUGGUUGAACAAAGAGAUCCCUGAAUUACGAGAGGUCAGAGAUUUGUUGGAGGAUGAUGCAAGUGUUCUGGCAGAAGAGGAUGAUGGUGCUGGUUGCCCUUUGCCAAGCACGCCAGAAGAUGAACAUCUUUUGGACUGUGAGAUGACGGAAGUUCUGAAAGCUGGUGUGCUUUCAGAUGAAAUUGAUCUAGGAGCAUUGGCGCACAAUGCUGCAGAACAAGCAGAGGAAUUUGUCCGAAAAGUAUGGGAAGCAUCAUGGAAAGUAUGCCACUUCAGAAAUUUACCCCAAUGGCUACAGGACAAUGACUAUUUACAUGCUGGACAUAGGCCACCCCUGCCAAGUUUUUAUGCGUGCUUCAAGAGCAUAUUUCGCAUUCAUACAGAGACUGGCAACAUCUGGACACAUUUAUUGGGUUGUGUUGCAUUUAUUGGGGUAGCCACAUACUUUCUUACGCGACCUUCAGAGGAAGUUCCGCUUCAAGAAAAACUUGUAUUUGCUGCGUACUUUGCUGGUGCUAUAGUCUGCCUUGGAAUGUCAUCUGCAUUUCAUACUGUGCACUGCCACUCGGAGUGUGUGGGGAAGCUAUUUAGCAAGCUCGAUUAUUGUGGCAUUGCAAUGCUAAUAAUGGGAUCAUUUGUUCCCUGGUUGUAUUACGGCUUCUACUGUGAUUUCCAGCCCAAACUAAUCUACUUGAGUGUUGUCAUUGGGCUGGGUGUAACAUCCAUUGUAGUAUCCCUAUGGGAUAGAUUUAGUGAACCUAAAUACAGAUCUUUACGUGCAGGUGUAUUUAUGGGCUUUGGAUUGAGUGGAGUUGUUCCUGCUGUCCAUUACGCUGUCUCUGAAGGAUGGUUUAAUGCAAUUGCUCAAGCAUCAUUAGGGUGGUUGAUACUUAUGGGAUGUUUAUAUAUCUUGGGAGCUAUGUUUUAUGCUCUGAGGGUACCAGAAAGAUUCUUUCCAGGAAAAUGUGAUAUUUGGUUUCAGUCUCAUCAGAUCUUCCACGUAUUGGUCAUAGCUGCAGCAUUUGUCCACUACCAUGGUAUAACAGAAAUGGCUAUGUAUAGGCUAAAUGUUGGAGAAUGUCAAACUCGGGACACGCCACUUGAUUCUGAAAUUCAUAGUAUCAACAGGCAGUCAUUGUAAUUGAUGGAUGUGUGAGACUGUGAAAAUGUGACACUAGACAGUUGACAUGAUGGUCAGUAUUCUACAUGUGAGAUUGGUUAAUGAAAAUGAUUCAGAAACUAAGUUGCUGAAGAUCGUGUUAUAAAGAGAAAGAUGGUGCUGCAGUCAUGGGAAAGUACUUCAAGCAUAACAGCAAAGAGAGUUGUCAUCAUAGUAAGCUGGGUGACCAGUAGUGGUCACUGUUUGGGAUUAAGACUUUUCACCUUCCAAUAUGUUUGUGUAAUAAGUCACUUGUGAUGAAUAUGACCAUACCUAGUGAAACACAAUGUCUCUUUUGGUAAGUUAUCAAGGCUGUUAUGCAACACUUAGCAUUGCACAUGUCUGUGUAGCAUUUUAAAUUAUCACACCUUUCCCUGUUCGUUUGCGCACAAGCUUACUUUUGCUGAGUCAAAGAAUUACCAUGUCAAAUAUCACAUUGUUUGAAGCUUUAUUGUAGGCUAAUAUAUAUUACCCUGCAAGAUCUUUGUGCGUGUCUUUUAAAUCUAUAUGUUUUGCUUUGGUGUCUAAAGAAAUGUCAUUUGGCCCUAAAACUUAAGAAUGAUUUACUUUAUUUUAGUAUACAGAACCAUUGGAAUUGUAAACAGAUCAGGAGGUAUACCCAGUAGAUGUUAAAAAUUGUCAUGUGUAUGUUCUUAGUAUAAACACUUACUACUUUACUUUUACAUGUUCGCCAUCACCAUUGUAGUUGUAGUGGUAAAGUGGUAUUACAUUCACUACAUAAAACUUAACAAAAAUAUAACUUUGUUUGAAACAUCAACAUAAAGACUGAGAGAUCACACAAUAUAUGUGCUCAGUGUGUGAAAAUGUAACAAAGUAUAUAUAUAUAUAUAUAUAUAUAUGCACACAAAACAUAUCUAGAAGAGCGUAUGAUCUCUGAGAGAAAUACCAGCAGUGUAAUAGGAAAUAACCCUGCAAAAAUAAGUGGCACAUUUGUCAAACAUAUAUAUGUGGCUGGUUUCCUUCACCAUCAUUGUCCAUUCUGAGCAAGUGCAGUGUGUCUAAUAAACUUGUCAUCAAUGAGGUAUUAAACUCUAACCUUAUUUUUUGUAUGAAGUAACUGUAAAAAAAAAUAUGAAUACACUGCUGUGCUUUCCUAGAAUUAGUUCCAUUGGAGGUGGUUUGUCUUUGUCUUCCUCCAAUCUCUGAACUUAGUGACCCUGCCAUUUAUAAGGUGACCUACAUUUCCACGUGGACUCCAGACCACAGUGCAGUUUGCCGCUCUUCACAUUAAUAAAUCUUUGCAGAGGUGCAAGAAGUGACAGGAAAAAUGCAGGAGCAACUGGGGAUUGAACCCAGCACCUUUAGAUAUUUAAUACGGGAUUUACUGGGCCAAUGAGACUUAUGCCCUUCUUGUAGAAGACCGCAAAGAUCAGGAGAAAGAAAUACUUAGUCACUUAUUUAUUGAAAUAAAGUACUGUUGGACUAUUAUCUUAAGGUACAUUACAUGAGUAUCUAGGGCUAUACUCGGCAUAUCACUGAAGUACAUGACAGCGUGGGCAGUCAAACUGAUCUGCAGUGUCAGUUUGUAAAUUUCUUGUAUGCCAUUGUUCAAGUGUCCUGUAAUUCUGUAUCUGCUGUCAAGUGUGUGUGUGUGUGUGUGUGUGUGUGUGUGUGUGUGUGUGUGUGUGUGUGUGUGUGUGUGUUUGGGUUGGGGGGCGGGGGGAGAGGGGGAGGUUGACAAACUGCUACCUUAACUCAGUGAACUCUAAAGAGAGGCAGUGUGGCACAUGUGCCAGGGUAGAAAAUACGAAAACCACUGCUAAAUAAAGCACAGUAAGCUAACAGGGUGUGAAAGUUGUAAUGCACAGACAAACAUAAAGUGUAGGUGAAAAAAUUCUUUGGGUUAGGCCAUUCAAAUCAGAUUACGAAAUAACACAAACUGGCAUGUGUAUUGGCAAAUCUUGGAACUAGGCUGUUUUCUUCACAAGCUAAUUGUAGGGCUGUAAGAUGAUCAUUUAUGGUAUUUAAAAACUGCAUAUUAAUUUGACUUGUUUGUGAAAUGUAUUGUCGAAUAUUUGGAUAAACAGAGCUAAAUAAGGUAUUUUUGUUAUUUUAAUGGAAUAUAGAGCUUGAUGGUCUGACUUUUAAUUAGUGAAAAAUUUUAAAGAAAAUUUUGAGUUCUGUGCGUCCUUCUAAUCAAACCAGUUUCUAUUGUUCACUUUAAUGAUUUAGAUUUUAAAUUUAGCUCGAAUAAAUAUUCCCAUUAUACUGCUUGAUAACAGUAAAUUAAACCUUUUAUCUGCUUCAGAGUGGAGAAUGUUUCUUAACUUAUUCAGAAUUCAAACACACAAACUAAAACCGCUCAUAAAACAAAAGCUCAUAAAUUCGUUCUUGUUAUUCUUAGAACUUCUUUAUCAGGACAAUGGCCUGAGUUUAGGGACACUCGGAUACGAUGUGAAUGUGUAAUUAAUGCUAUUGGUCCUGAGAAGACAAUAGGGUAAAUUAUUCUGAACUCACAAUAAACAAAAGAAUCAAUUCGCACAGUUUGUAAUCAAACCACUCCAUGUGGCAAGCUACAUCCCCAGGCCUCAAAUUGCAGUCUGUUGUUGUGAACAGGUCUUUCAGAGUAAUAUGAUUAGAGUUUGCCUUAAAUGCAUUCCUAAUAUUAAUUAGUGCAAUACACUGCACUGAAGAUGGAAAAACAUCUGUGCAUAGUUCAAACACUUUGUUUGUACUUAAACUGUGAAUUCAUGGCCCAGAGAACCUCUUAUUGACUUUUAUACUGAUUUUUGUAUAUAAAUGUGUGUUUCAGGAGGAGGAGGAGGGGGGGGGGGGAGGAGGGGCAUGUUUUCCAGUAUAAAUGAUUGUAAAGGAUAUAACUGUUUUUGACAACACAAUUUCAAGAAAAGCUGAUAUCUUAACGUGCCCCUGGUGUUUUGUUUAAUUGUCGUGGUUUCUCUGCAGUAGUGUGGCAUUGAAACCUUUGUAAUUUUAACGUUAGUACAAUUAAAAAGUGAAACAUGUAUUCUGGUUUCAUCACUAUGCUGCCCUCCACAAUUUGAGUUUGCUUUUGCACAUUUUGUUUCACUAGUUGUGUUUUCUGUGCUGUAACUGUUGGUAAUGACCCAGCUAGAAUGGACAAAUUAAAUUGUUUGCAGUACUACAAUAUUUCAUAUGAGCAAUGAUUGUGUUGCAUGACUCAAAUUGCCAUCACAGCAAACACAACCAGUGAAACAGAUGUUCAUGUUCUUGUUGUAGCCUGUGAUAGUUUGGGUUUUGAAAUAGGAAUGCUACAUUUUUUUUGGUACAUCCUCUGCAGCUGAGUCAUUACCAACAGUUACAGCACAGAAAAUACAGCCAGCGAAACAGUGUGCAUAAGUGAACUCGAAUGGUGGAGAAAUGUGUAGUAACCCAACUUAAAUGGUUGUCUACUGAAAAGCAUCCAUGUGAAUACCAAUUACUUGAAAUGUGUAUGGUAUCUCAAAAGAACAUUUGACAUAAAAUGAUUCUUUCCUCAGAAUUUGCCUAGGCAUUAACAGUAUUUACACUUACAAUAAAAUAAACAGUUCUCAGAGAGAGAACAAGAAAUUAGUAAAAUCUUGAUGUACUGCUGGAUUUUUGCCACAACUCAUUGCAUUGAGAACAAACCCGUAAAAAUUUCAUACAUAACUGUAUAGUGUAUUAUAUAGCAACUCCCUUUAUUAUUCUGUCUUACAUAUUAUUCUGAUGUAAAAUUCUGUAUAUGUGUGUAUAUUGGUUAUGAAAGAGGUGUUGAAUAUUUAUAUUAAAUUCUGUAAUGUGCAGUGAUAUUUAUUUAAAGUUAUAGUGACACUGUUCCAACAGUGAAACUGAAAAAUAUUGAUUGUAAAGUACUUAAAAGUGCUGUAAUUUUUGUGCUGUGAUGUUUCAUGAGAUGCUUCUCAUGUCAUAUUAAUGGAUAUUGAUUGAAAAGACAAAUGUGCCACAAGACGGACUGGACUACAUUAAAAUUUAUCUUGCAGUUGCCAGAUUUUGCCAAUUCUAACACAACAGUUCAAUCUCACUUAUCACUGUGAAUUUAAAACCUAAUAUUGUGCAGUUGUGUUGAGUCAAAUGCAUAAAAUUGAAAUUUGUGAUAAUUAAAUGCAAGAUCUAAGAGUAAUUUUUUUACAUAGCAAUAUCCUGAAAGUGGAACUUGAUCUCCAGCAUUACUGACGAUUAGUGCUGUAUCUUGAGGUGUAAUUCAGAGAGACUUAUUUUUUCAGAUUUUUAUGUAUGGAAAUACUUAUUUUUUUAAUACUUCCCAAAAGUAUUUGAUUUUAAAUCAAUUUAGAAGUUGUUUAGCACACUGGUUUUUUAGUUAAGUGGUGAAGUAUAUACAUACUUGUAAAUUGUAGAGUAAAUGUUCUGUUAUGUCAGUAUAGCUGCAACUUUUUGUUUAUAAUAUUUGUAAUUGUAAAUGUCUUCUUUAAUGUAAUGUUGAGAAAGAAUUGUUUGAUUGUUGGAAGUAGUACAUGUUGAAAUAUAAUUCGACAGUUAUAUUCUUGUUUAAUGUUUGGGCUGUGCUCUAGCAUAUUGGAAAUAAAGAUUUUUAAAUAUU
Schistocerca serialis cubense is the source of this 6194-nucleotide messenger RNA. It is a transcript of the gene AdipoR, whose product is annotated as adiponectin receptor protein. Gene Ontology annotation, molecular function: signaling receptor activity. Gene Ontology annotation, cellular component: plasma membrane. The record is from RefSeq and is a predicted model, not a curated record. NCBI's taxonomy places the organism in Eukaryota, Metazoa, Arthropoda, Insecta, Orthoptera, Acrididae. Bases 161 to 1636 code for a protein of 491 amino acids. Gene Ontology annotation, biological process: adiponectin-activated signaling pathway. The transcript has 7 exons.